AUGAAGGCUGCCAUCUUACCACUUCUCGGCGCGCAACUCAUUGUAGCCGCCGAAACUACAUGGUGCUGGGGCGCCCAUAGAUCAAAUACUCAGCGCGUUAGCAAAGGGGAUGUCGAAUGGGCUUUGAGACACCGCACCACCGAGUUGGGCUUCCCCGGCGGCCAGACCAUCUCCUGGAGAUGGAUUCAGUGCACCGAAACCGACGAGUACAAGUCUAUGGAUGUUGCUGUUGUCACUACACCGCGCAUUGUCACCGACGGAGCUCAUACUCAGCUUGCCAAUGGACAGGUGAUCUGUAGAGUGGGCGGGGAGUACUUUAAAUGCUAG
Messenger RNA from Colletotrichum paranaense, 327 nucleotides. RefSeq lists its product as uncharacterized. Lineage: Eukaryota; Fungi; Ascomycota; Sordariomycetes; Glomerellales; Glomerellaceae. The transcript has 2 exons. The record is from RefSeq and is a predicted model, not a curated record. The coding region runs from base 1 to 327 and encodes 108 amino acids.